This is a messenger RNA of Aspergillus melleus, 1032 nucleotides long. Its product is annotated as NADPH:quinone oxidoreductase family protein. Gene Ontology annotation, cellular component: mitochondrion. The record is from RefSeq and is a predicted model, not a curated record. The transcript is spliced from 2 exons. Gene Ontology annotation, molecular function: zinc ion binding; oxidoreductase activity. Bases 1 to 1032 code for a protein of 343 amino acids. NCBI's taxonomy places the organism in Eukaryota, Fungi, Ascomycota, Eurotiomycetes, Eurotiales, Aspergillaceae.
AUGAGGGCUAUCCAAGUGAAAGAAUAUGUCAAGGGCCCCCUAGACCUCCAAGUCAGCACACUCCCCACGCCAACGGCCUCGCCAACCAACUACCUGAUCGAGAUCCACUCCGCCGGCACCAACUUCUUCGACCUUCUCCAAAUCCGCGGCAAGUACCAACACCAGCCGCCGCUGCCGUGGGUCGGCGGCGCCGAAUUCGCCGGGACCGUGCUGGCCACGCCGACGGCGUCGACAUCGCCGCGCUUCAAGGUCGGCGACCGCGUCUUCGGCGCCACGCAGGGCGCCUACGCCACGCACGUACUGGCCCCCGAGGCCACGCUGCUGCCCGUGCCGAGCGGAUGGAGCUACGAGGACGCCGCGGGGCUGUUCGUGACCGCGCCCACCUCGUACGGCGGCCUGGUGCAUCGUGCGAACGUCCGCGCCGGGGACUGGAUCCUGGUGCAUGCGGCCGCCGGCGGCGUCGGGCUGGCCGCCGUGCAGAUCGCCAAGGCGAAAGGCGCGACGGUGAUUGCGACGGCGGGCACCCCGCGUAAGCGUGAGGUGGCGCGCGAGUUCGGCGCUGACUACGUCGUCGAUUAUAAGGAUAAGGCGUGGCCCGAGGAAGUGAAGGCGCUGUGUGCGAAGCAUCGGCAGGGGAACGGCAAGGCUGGCGUGGACAUCGUGUAUGACCCCGUGGGCAUGAUCGAGGCUAGUCUGAAGUGCGUGGCGUGGAAUGCGCGCCUCUUGGUGAUCGGGUUCGCGGCUGGUCAGAUUGAAAAGGUGGCGCUGAACCGCGUGCUACUGAAGAACGUGAGCAUCGUGGGCUUGCAUUGGGGUCAGUAUGCCAAGUUCGAGAAGGAGACGGUGGGACCCGUAUGGCAGGGCAUCUUCGAUCUGGUGGCCAAGGGCCAGUUCCGGGGCACGGCGUUCAAGGACGAGAGCUUCGUCGGGCUGGAGAGCGUGCCUCGGGCGUUGCAGGCCCUCGGAGGUCGAGAGACAUGGGGCAAGGUAGUGGUGAAGAUUAUCGACGAUGAGGUGAAGAGCAAAUUAUGA